Aureobasidium namibiae CBS 147.97 is the source of this 984-nucleotide messenger RNA. Its product is annotated as mitochondrial carrier. The record is from RefSeq and is a predicted model, not a curated record. NCBI's taxonomy places the organism in Eukaryota, Fungi, Ascomycota, Dothideomycetes, Dothideales, Saccotheciaceae. Gene Ontology annotation, molecular function: transmembrane transporter activity. Bases 1 to 984 code for a protein of 327 amino acids. Gene Ontology annotation, biological process: transmembrane transport. The transcript has 2 exons.
AUGUCGACAGCCUCUGCGACGGACGCAGCGUCGCUGCCUCGCAGUCACCAUGAUGGUCAAUCCGAGAUACCCAACAAGGCUGAGCCAUCUGCGAAUUACAAAGGCUUCGUCGCCGGUGUCUUCAGCGGCAUCGCCAAGUUGACAGUUGGACACCCCUUCGACACAAUCAAAGUCAGAUUACAGACGUCACAGAUGUCGCAAUUCAACGGGCCACUGGACUGCUUGAUGCAGACAUUGAAAAGAGAAGGACCACAAGGCUUAUACAAGGGUGCGACGCCGCCGCUGGUCGGAUGGAUGUUCAUGGACAGUCUGAUGUUGGGCAGUCUCACAUUCUAUCGCAAACUGCUGAACGAACGCGUCUUCCAGCCCAUGCAUGAGACUAGAGCUGCAGCUGGCGUGUACGCUGUCCCUGCAGACAAGACGCUACCCACGAUAGGACACGCAAUAGCAGGAGUCAUGGCCGGAAGCACGGUAUCGUUCAUCGCAGCCCCUGUAGAACACGUCAAAGCGCGCCUGCAGGUGCAGUAUUCAGCCGACAAGUCGAAACGACUGUACUCUGGACCAAUCGACUGUUCACGCCAGAUCUUCCGCCAACACGGUCUACGGGGAUUGUAUCAUGGACUCGGAGCGACAUUGAUAUUCCGUACCUUCUUCUUCUGCUGGUGGGGAUCGUAUGACCUCUUCACGAGGUGGUUCAAGAAGAACACUGCAAUGUCUACGCCGGCCAUCAACUUUUGGGCAGGAGGACUGUCGGCACAGGUCUUCUGGUUGACGAGUUACCCUUCGGAUGUUAUCAAGCAGCGUAUCAUGACGGAUGAUUUGGCGAAUAGAAAGUUCCCUCGCUGGAGAGAUGCGGCAAGAGCUGUAGGCAGGGAGAAUGGCUGGCGGGGUUACUGGAGGGGCUUUGUGCCGUGUUUCUUGAGAGCGUUUCCAGCAAACGCAAUGGCGCUGGUGGCAUUCGAAGGUGUCAUGAGGAUGCUUUGA